AUGUCCGCGGAAGAUGCCUGGUGGCAAGAGAUCGAAUUGUUCGAAAGUGACUUCGUGCCGGCCACCUUCACCCCGGGCGAGAGCGUGGAGGCCAACCACGCCCUACUCCGUGCGUUUCGAGAGCAAGACUUCGACAUAAGAGACCUCAAUUAUGUUUCUUAA
Molecule: messenger RNA, 162 nt
Organism: Ectocarpus siliculosus
Lineage: Eukaryota; Phaeophyceae; Ectocarpales; Ectocarpaceae
Source: the annotation of a GenBank genome assembly